CUGCCCCCUCCUUGCCUGGCUCUCCAUGUCACCAUCUGUGGCACAAUCCUUCUCUGUCACUCUCCCUGCCACCCCCUCCUUCCCCUCCUUCCUUCCCUGUGCUCUCUCCCUGCAUCUCUCUCUGCAUCCCUCCCUCUGGCCCCUUCUCUGCUCUUUCCUCCUCUUUCUCUUCUCCUGUCACGCAUUUCUCAUCACUCCCCCUCAUUCUGGCUUUCCACCCACUCGCUGUCUUCUCUCUCUGUCUCUCCCUGUCUUUCCACCUCCGACCGACCCCCGUUUCCCCUCUCUUUCUAUUGGUUUCUUAUAGUCCUCUGUUCCUCAUUUCUCUUCUUUUCCUUGGGAGGUUUCUCCCUGCACCCCACCCCCAGCCUCCUGCCUGCAGACCCCCCCAUCUGUGUCCCUUCCCCCCACCACCCAGGACGUGUCCUGCAAUUGGGGGGGUGACGUACCAGGCAGUGGGAAGUCAGGGCCGGAGACCAGAUGGGAGCGGCUCUGUGGGCAGACGUGGCUGUGGCCGCUGCAGGCAUAGGAGGGGGCCCGGUCCCGCCAGCAGUCUAGAAGUGGGCACUGUGUGGGGACCCCAGCUCAGGGGUGCUCAGGGACUCCUGGGGACUGGGCAGGGAGAGGGGACAGCAGAAUGAUAACCAGCCUGGCUGCAAGGAGGGAAGCCCUCGCCCCAUGGGCAGGCCAAUAGCUGGCUGCUGACCCACCCUCUCUUGGCCAUGAACACCCCUGGCUCCCUUUCACUGCUGCCUGUGACCUCGGAACCCGGGAACACCUCGUCAGCCUGGCCCCCAGAUGCUGUCCUCGGAAAUGUGUCCGCAGCGUCAAGUGCGGCAGGUCUGGCUGUCAGCGGCGUUCUGAUCCCACUGGUCUACCUGGUGGUGUGCGUGGUGGGCCUGCUGGGCAAUUCUCUGGUCAUCUACGUGGUCCUGCGACAGACGGCCACCCCAUCGGUCACCAAUGUCUACAUCCUCAACCUGGCACUGGCCGAUGAGCUUUUCAUGCUGGGGCUGCCCUUCCUGGCUGCCCAGAACGCUCUGUCCUACUGGCCCUUCGGCUCCCUCAUGUGCCGCCUGGUCAUGGCUGUGGAUGGCAUCAACCAGUUCACCAGCAUCUUCUGCCUCACGGUCAUGAGCGUGGACCGCUAUCUGGCCGUGGUGCACCCCACCCGCUCAGCCCGCUGGCGCACGGCGCCCGUGGCCCGCACAGUCAGUGCGGCUGUCUGGGUGGCCUCGGCCGUAGUGGUGCUGCCCGUGGUGGUCUUCUCGGGUGUGCCCCGUGGCAUGAGCACCUGCCACAUGCAGUGGCCCGAGCCGGCGGCUGCCUGGCGGGCUGGCUUCAUCAUCUACACGGCUGCGCUGGGCUUCUUUGGGCCACUGCUGGUCAUCUGCCUCUGCUACCUGCUUAUCGUGGUCAAGGUGCGCUCCGCCGGGCGGCGGGUGCGGGCCCCCUCGUGCCAGCGGCGGCGGCAUUCUGAGCGCAAAGUCACGCGCAUGGUGGUGGCUGUGGUGGCGCUCUUCGUCCUCUGCUGGAUGCCUUUCUACGUGCUCAACAUCAUCAAUGUGGUGUGCCCGCUGCCCGAGGAGCCUGCCUUCUUCGGCCUCUAUUUCCUGGUGGUGGCCCUGCCCUACGCCAACAGCUGUGCCAACCCCAUCCUUUAUGGCUUCCUCUCCUAUCGCUUCAAGCAGGGCUUCCGAAGGGUCCUGCUGAGGCCCUCCCGCCGUGUGCAAAACCAGGAGCCUCCCGUGGGGCCUCCGGAGAAGACGGAGGAGGAAGAGGAGGCUGGAGACGGGGAGGACCAGCACGCGGGAGCAGGGAAGCAGGGGGACUGGAGGGAGAUGAACGGCCGGGUCAACCAGAUCAUACAGCCAGGUCCCAGUGGGCAGGAGCGGCCUCCCAGCAGCACCACCAGCAAGGAGCAUCAGUUCCUACCCCAAGAACCCUUGGCUGGGGAGAAAUCCGACACGCUGCACAUCAGCUAUCUCUAGGGGCCUGUGGAGGGCCAGCGUAGCCCGAGGAAUGGGCAGAGACUGUGGGUGCGCCUAGGGUGUGCCACCCGAGGUAGUAGGGCCCGUGAUGGAAUAUUUGGAGGCCUGGGCCCUAAUCCCCUUGCUGUGUGACUUACUGUGUGACCUCAGAUAGGUGGCUUCCCCCUCUCUGGGCCUUUUGUUCUCCUCUGUGACUCAGGGAUGGGAGACAGCGGUCUGGAUGAGCUCUAUCCGAUAAGUCUGGAGGGGCAUCACGGCUGGGCGAAUCUUCCUGAAUAGGGUCAGGAUAAGGGGAGGGGUGGAACUUCCCUGGCGGCUCAGGGGUAAAGAAUCUGCCUGCAAUGCAGGAGCCACAGGAGAUGAGGGUUCGAUCCCUGGGUCAGGAAGGUCCUCUGGAGGAGGGCAUGGCAAGCCACUCCACUAUUCUUGCCUGGAGAAUCCCAUGGACAGAGAAGCCUGGUGGGCUACAUUCCAUAGGGUCGCAAAGAGUCAGACAUGACUAAAGCGACUUAGCACGCACAGCACAAACAAGGGGAGAGGUACAGAUGGGCUCUCCCCUUCAGAGACAGAGCACCCUAUAUAUUGGCCCUCAGAAGGAUAAACCAAGGCCUUGGAUUUCCUGGGCUCAGUCAGGUUCACAAAAGAGGGAGUGGGGCCCAGUAUUCACAGGGGUCAGUACUGCAGCCCCAAAUGGGAGGAAGUCUCCCCUGGUAGGGAGAAGGGGUGUGAGACUGCCCAGGCACCACAUCAGCUCUGCUCCUCUUGCUGCAAGGCUGAGGGCCAGCCCUUCUCCUCUCUGGACCUCAGGUCUCACCUGCUGAACAACCCGAUAACCUCCAGGCCUUCUUGGUCCAGAUGGUCAGUGCCGGCUGUGUUCCUGGACAAGAGAAGAGGCCGAUUUUCCAGGAAGCUAAUUAAGUCCAGCUUCAGAGUUCCUGACUGCUUGGGUCCUUCUGAGGCUCUGAGUCUAAUUUUGUCUUUGUAAUGUUGUAUUCCUUUUCUUAAACAAGGACCCCAUAUUGCACAGGCCCCUCAAAGGCUAGUUCAGGCCCUGUUGGGGGCAGCUUACCAACCUUCAAAGCAUCUUGCUUUGUGUCCUAUGGCUGGAGGGGGUCUCGGGGUUUUGAGGGCUCAGGAGCCUUCUCGUAGGAGAAAUUCUCCCUGCUUCUCCCCUCUCAUUGACUAAGUCAGGGACCUGGCCUGGGCAGACUGACACGGAAAGGCAGCACGUCUAAAUAGAACUGAAAGGAAGAGGAAUAAGAGGAGGAGGCAGAGGGGAAGAAAAAGGAGGAAGAGAAGGGGGAGGGGGGAGGAAGAAGAAGUGAAGGUCAGAUCUGUCUCAUGACCUUGGGGCCAACCUUGGCCACCCUGGGCUGACCUCAGGGGCAACAUCAAUGAAAUUGGGUUGCCAGUCAGUGCCUGGCCUGAUCAAACUCAAGGAAAGGAUGCCAUCAGGGUGGAAAAGCUAAUGUCCUGAAAGGUAUGGGGCCAGCAACCCCUGAGGGCCUGCAGCACGCUGAAGUGUUGGGCCUUAAUGGGAGCCCAGGAGCAGAGCUGAGAAGCAGGGCCUGGCUCCCCGGAGAGGUUGGGAGGAGUGGUGCAGCCCUGGCAGGCUGGGGAGCAGGCCUCCUGGUCUUUCACAUUCCCCAGGUCCAGGUCGGAAAGGCUCAAGGAAGAAAAGACUGGAGGAGGCUGGAGGGAGACCAUAGGGAGAGGCUCCUGUCCAAGAUUGGGCUCGGGCUGGCCUGGAUUCCCUCCCCGAGAUGACCCCUUAGAGCCACAGUGAGACUGGUUCUGAGGAGAGUGGCACCUCUUGCUAAAUCUCCCAAACCCCACCCUUCAGAAGGUAGGGGGUCCUCAGAGAAAAUGUGGGAACCACAACCUGGGAGACCUCCAGAUCCUGUCCAGCCUUGACCUCUCUGGGCCUCAGUUUCCCCUUCAUAAAAUGGCAGUGGUUGUCCCAGUUUGCCUGCCUCCUGGGAUUUGGGAAGAAAAGGAGUCAUCUGGGGUAAACUGCCAUGUACACUGCAGUGGGUGAGGCUGGGGCGUAACAGAUUACAGAGUGGAGGCAGCCUCCUUCUUUCUCAUGAAGUGGCUUCUCUGUCUUCCAGUCCUUUGGGGUAAGGACACUACAGGAUACAAGGAAGGGAAGUUGAGGUUCAGAAGCCAAGAAUCGGGGGGCAGGGCUUGGGGAAGAGUGAGGCCCCAUCAGGGGGAAGGAAGUGUACAAAACUAGAGCUUGUACAGGGGUUGGAGGCUGGAGGCCCAGUCCCCAUUCUAGAGCUCCCCUGAGGAGGGUCUGGGGUCUGAGGGAAGAGGACCCCUGGCAUUCUAGCAUCUCCUGCUUUCCUGAUUCCUGGGGCAAGUGAGCCACUUCUAUAAGGGUGCCUGAGAGGCCCUAAGGAAAAUUCUGACCCAAACUCUUGUCAAUAAAGUUGGUGACACAUGACGACUGGCCUGGGCCAACUGCUCUGACUAGCACUGUGUUUUAGAUUGGUUUGCCUGAGUGGGGGUGUGGCCAUGCAUGCCUUUCUAUCAGGAUACUCCUUCUCUCCUGUCUCUCAGCUCUGCAUGCCCAGGCCUCCUUGUGUAUUGCCUUCCAGAGUCCUGGUCCUCC
Bubalus bubalis (water buffalo) is the source of this 4608-nucleotide messenger RNA. RefSeq names its product somatostatin receptor 3 (gene SSTR3). NCBI's taxonomy places the organism in Eukaryota, Metazoa, Chordata, Mammalia, Artiodactyla, Bovidae. Gene Ontology annotation, molecular function: somatostatin receptor activity; neuropeptide binding. Gene Ontology annotation, cellular component: neuron projection; membrane. Bases 723 to 1991 code for a protein of 422 amino acids. The transcript is spliced from 2 exons. Gene Ontology annotation, biological process: neuropeptide signaling pathway. The record is from RefSeq and is a predicted model, not a curated record.